Molecule: messenger RNA, 639 nt
Organism: Bursaphelenchus xylophilus (pine wood nematode)
Lineage: Eukaryota; Metazoa; Nematoda; Chromadorea; Rhabditida; Aphelenchoididae
Source: the annotation of a GenBank genome assembly
AUGCCGAAAAAAGGAGGAAAGGAUACCAAAACGGAGGCGAAGGCUUCCAGAAGAACAAGAUCUCAAGCCAAGAUUGGGGAAUCGGAGAGAGAAGAGCCUGGCCCGAGCGAAGAAAAGAAAGCAAAGGUUGAUUCGCCCGAAGAACAGGAGGUCGAGAACGUUUUUGGCGUGACGUCAGAGGCUCAGGAACAUCUGAAUCAACAGAAUCAUGCACAGGAUCAAGAAGAUGACACAACCGAAGGACUGAAGGCGAAGAUUGUGAAGUUGGAAUUGGAACUGCAGGUCAGUAAAAUGCAUCUAUGCUGUCACGGUCCGACUACAACCAAGUCAAUUGAAUGAUUUCAGAAAGCAGAAAAGUCGAAGCGUGUUCUGUAUAAAGCCCUGGUUCGAGAGCGCAAUAUGAAUGGAGAGAAACCGUCGGUUUUGAUGGCCGAGGCCACCAAAUCAGGCCAUAACUUCUGCAAGCCGUUUAGCGCUCUUUCGUCCGACCAAAAACACGACAGAAUCCGUCUUCUGGUGGGGGUUGUAAAUGAAUUCGCGGACCCGAAGGGCACUUGUGAAGACCGUAAAGGAGAAGUUCAGGCCCUCAUGGAAGAGCUCCAAAGCCAUUUCGACACCGACGAGCAUGCAUUCCAAUGA